Messenger RNA from Peromyscus eremicus (cactus mouse), 1194 nucleotides. RefSeq lists its product as uncharacterized. The coding region runs from base 10 to 1194 and encodes 394 amino acids. The record is from RefSeq and is a predicted model, not a curated record. The transcript is spliced from 16 exons. NCBI's taxonomy places the organism in Eukaryota, Metazoa, Chordata, Mammalia, Rodentia, Cricetidae.
UCCCAUCUCAUGCAGCUCAACAUUGAAGGGAAAGACUUGGAUCCAAAAAGUGCAUUAGGAAUGGAAGAUGUACAGACUUUAGCAUCAGCAAAAUCAGAUUUAGAUGUGACAUCAACAGAAAAUCAAAAAACCCACAGUGAUAGUACAACUAAUUUGUCAUGGCAUUUUCCACAGAAGGAAGAGACUGAUGAUUUAACUGGAAGUGCACAUCUACAAGGACAAACUAUGGCAAUUGGACAAAUGAAAGAACUGGUGGCUGAAGCGACGUUGGAAGAGGAAGAAAGUGAGGCUGGCAGCGACAGCAGCCAGGUUUCUAGUGUUUCUGAGAUUUAUGGACUAAAGAAGAUUUGGGGUUAUUUACAGAGGACACCAGACCAACAAACACAAGCUAUGGCAAUUGGAGAAAUGGAUGCAGAAAUUAAAGAAGUUGCAUCAAGAGAUGAGCAAAGUAAAUAUGAAAGCAGUGCAAGUGAUUACUCAUGGACCACCUCAGAUCCUCUACCACAAAAAGUAGAUAUUAUUCACUUAGAUAGAAGCAGAGAUCAGAGAAGAGAAAAUACAGUCAGAGAAGAACUGAAAGGCAAUGAAGUAACAUCCAUAGAAAAGUACAGAAGGCUUGAUAGCAGUGAAAGUAUAGAAUCACUGGUGGCUCUUCUAUCUAGUGAGUGGCCAAGGAGCAAGGAUGAGACAAAUAUCCUCAGUCAUCUUAAUACUCGGAACAUACAGCCUACGACUGAGUCUCCUCUGCAGAGGCAAGAUGUGGGUCAUUUACCAGAGACUGACGAUCCAAGAAGAGAAACUACUGGAACUGGUGAAAUGAAAGUAUUUUUAGACUUCUCAAAGGAAGACCCUUCUCAACCCAAGCCUACCAUUAAAAAGAAAAGUUCAUUUCUUAACAGAGCAGUGGCAAAGAGGCAUGAAAGGUCAUGGAAGUCAGACCCAGACAAAGAAAUGACAUCAAUAGAAGAGCAAAGAAGUCAUAUGAUUGGUGAAAGGGUUGAGUCACUGCAGUGUGCCACUGAUUGUACUGAGCAAAAGGAAGAUGUGAGCCAUUCAGCUGGGGCUGGAGAUCAAGGAAGAGAAAGUAUGACAAGAUAUACAAUGAGAGUAGCUCUAUGCAGAGAGGUGUCAACCACAGAAGAACAAAGCAGACAAGACACCCAGGAAAGUGUUCAGUCAUCGGUUAUUCUUUAG